This is a messenger RNA of Entamoeba histolytica HM-1:IMSS, 2456 nucleotides long. RefSeq names its product leucine rich repeat / protein phosphatase 2C domain containing protein. NCBI's taxonomy places the organism in Eukaryota, Evosea, Mastigamoebida, Endamoebidae. Gene Ontology annotation, molecular function: protein binding. Bases 1 to 2442 code for a protein of 813 amino acids. The transcript is spliced from 3 exons. The record is from RefSeq and is a predicted model, not a curated record.
AUGUCUUUUAUAGAGCAGCCAAAUACUAUUAUUUUUAAAGCCAAAGAGCUGCUUUCUUUUCCUAAUGAAGUAAUUAAUAAUAGUAAUUUCAUUACAACAUUAAAUCUCAGUUUAAAUUAUAUUACCGAAAUACCAAAUGUUAGUUUUGAACGACUAAAUGUAUUAGCAUUAUUAGGAAAUAAAAUUUCAUUUAUUUCAGAAAAACAAACUAAGUUAUUUCCAAAAUUACAUAAACUCGACGUUUCACAAAAUUUACUUUCUGACGUUUCAUCACUUAUCAAUCUCACCUAUCUCAGUCAUCUUGACUUAUCACAAAAUUCAAUAACUGAUAUCACUCCUCUUAUUCAUUUAGAAAAUUUAGAAUUUCUUUCAUUAUCAGUUAAUCAUAUUCAUUCGCUACCUGAUGGAUUUACAAAACUUAGAAAAUUAAAGACUUUAGAUAUAGAUCAUAAUUUCUUUGAAACUAUCCCAACAACUAUUUGUGAAUGUCCUUUACAAUCAAUAAACUUAAAUGGUAAUUUUAUUAAAAAAAUUCCAAUUGAAUUUACUAAAUUGCAGACUUUACACAUGUUUUCUAUUGCAUAUAAUCAAUUAACAGAACUUCCAUCAUUCUUUUCUUUAUUAUCAAAUCUUAAUUCAUUAGACAUUGAUCAUAAUCCAUUAACUUCAAUUAGCCUUUUAGCAAGUAUGAGUAUCUCUGAUUUAGUAAUGAGUGAUGUUUCAUUUAAUACUCUUUCAUUACAUGAAUUUGUUACAUUAACAAGACUAAGAAUAUUUGGUGGAAGUAUUAAACAAGUAAAUGAAUUACCUCCAAUUAAAACAUUAUAUAUAGAAAAUAUUGGUCUUAAAAAAAUUGAAUCAAUUCCAGAAUGUAAUGAACUUUCAUUACAGACAAAUGGACUUACUUCUAUUCCAGCAGUUAAUUCUGCUAUAGAAGUAUUAAAUUUAAAAGAUAAUUUAUUAACACAAUUACCUGAUAUGUAUCCUACUCUUCAACGAUUGGAUGUUACAAAAAAUCUUUUAUCUGAAUUACCACAACUUCAUACAUCACUUAGAUUUCUUUCAAUUUCAUGUAAUAAUUUCGAUUCUUUUCCAAAUAAUAUAACUCAAUUAAUUCAUCUUCAUUAUCUGGAUUUAUCAAACAAUAAAGUUAUUUCUAUUCCAUCUUCAAUAUGUAAUUUAGUUGAAUUAGAACAAUUAAGAAUGUCUUUUAAUUAUAUUUGUUCAUUACCAAAUGAAUUAUCAAUGCUUAGUCAUUUAAGGUUAUUAAAUAUUUCUCAUAAUAGAUUAUAUCAAUUACCACCAUACCUUCCUUUUUCAUUAAGAACAUUAUUAAUAAAUUCUAAUCAUUUAAUUUGUUUACCUUCAAUAAUAAAAAAUAUUCAUUUAAUAGAAAUUGAUAUUAGUUGUAAUCAACUUGUUAGUAUUGAUUAUUUAACAGCAAUUCAUUCAUUACAAAGUAUUAAUUGUAGUUAUAAUGAUAUUCAAACAAUACCAAAAGAAGUAUUUGAACAUAAAAAACUUGAAAGAUUAACUGUUUGUGGAAAAAGAUGUUCAGGAAUAAAUAAAUUAAAGAAAAAUACUGUUGUUUUAAUGACAACAAAAACAAAUAAUGGAUUAUAUUCUCUACCUGUUAAACGAUCUACUAUAACAACAAUUAAAAGGAAUGAUAAUAAAUCUAAAUUAAUACAUCCAUGUAAUACUAUUUGUUCAUUUGGUAUUUCUGAAUGGAAAGGAAAUAGAGAAACAAUGGAAGAUUGUUUAUGUGUAAUAGAAAAUCUUAUUGAACAUGGAAAUCAUUUAAUUGUAUUAUGUGAUGGUCAUGGAGGUUCAGAAACAUCAUUUUAUUGUGUCUCUCGAUUUAAAGAAACAAUAGAAAAAAUAUUUAUUCAAAAACCAGAAGUAGGAAUAAGUAAUAUUCUCAUUCAAACAUUUCUUGAACUUAAUAAGAAUAUUAAUAUUUGUGGAAUUAAAGAUGGAUCAACUUGUCUUUGUAUUUUUAUUUGUGAUAAAAAACUUUAUAUUGCUAAUACUGGAGACUGUAAAUGUUUGUUAAUAAAACAAGAUGGAUUUAUACAAUUAACUGUUGAACAUCGUCCUGUUAUUAAAUCAGAAUAUAAAAGAAUAAGAGAAAAUGGAGGUUAUGUUAUUAAUGAUAGAACAAACGGCAUUCUUGCAUUAUCAAGAAGUUUAGGAGAUACAUCUAUUCAACCUAUUUUAACACCAACGCCAGAUAUUUUCAUUAGAGAACGAGAAGAAUCUGAUCAAUUUCUUAUUGUAGCAUGUGAUGGAGUAUGGGAUUUCUUAAGGAAUGAAGAAGUUUAUUCGAUAGUAAAAAAGAGAAUAAAUUCUGAACCUUCAGAUAUUUCAUCUUCAAUAAGAGACAUGGCAUUUGCACGAGGAAGUACUGAUAAUGUUUCAUGUGUAGUUUGUAAAUUUUAAAAUGUUUUAUUAUU